AUGAGUACUGAAAUAAUAGCAAGCUUAGGCUCAUUUGUUGAAGAGGCUAAUGCUGCUGAUCUAAUACAGCGCAGACAGCGUUCUGAGUUUCAGUCAAGUGUGAAGGGGACCCUUUUUACAGCUAUAAAGGCAAACCCAGAUCUUGUUCCAUCCUUAUUGACUUUGGCGAUGAAUGAUGCUAUGACUUAUGAUAAGGCCACAAAAUCUGGUGGCCCAAAUGGAUCUGUACGUUUCAGCUCAGAGAUUAGCAGACCAGAGAAUAAGGGGCUCUCCGCCGCAAUGAAUUUAUUAGAGGAAGCAAAGAAGGAAAUAGAUUCAUAUUCCAAGGGUGGUCCUAUUUCAUUUGCUGAUCUCAUCCAAUUUGCAGUGGGGCUUGUUUGACAAGCAAUUUGGGAGGUCAGAUGCUCAAGAGCCAGGUCCAGAAGGGAGGGUUCCCCUGUGGGUGAAAGCAAAGUGUUCAGGAAAUGAAAGAUAAGUUCUCGGCCAUAGGCUUUGGUCCCCGCCAGGUAUUUCAAUUAUCAUGACAUCAACUGGCAGAAACUUAUCAUCACAUCACUCCAGCUCAUGGAAUUGUUAAUUUAUCCAGUUAUCGAUCUAUGAAGAAAUACACUCAUUUAAAUUCUCAUCCUCUUCUUUUACACUCUUUAUUUAUGUGUUUUUCCUUUCCAUUUAUUUGGUAAGUAAGCAUUUCGUUGAUGCUAAAUCUGGAUUUUCCUAUAACACUUGAAUAUUAUCAUUGGAGUCACUUAGCUCUAUUGUUACAUGAUAUAUCUAAGGCUUUCAUAUGUGUUGUCUUUAUGUAGUCAAUAAGUGUUGAACAGGAAAAAUGGGUUUAGGCGGCAAUAUGGUUUACUAGGUAUAAAAGUGGGGUUCUUGGAUCAAAGCCGAUCAACAUGGUUGAAACCAGAUGAUAUUCUGUAUUUAUUAUGUUUUUCUGCUUUGUUACCGUUCAUGUUUGAUUCAAAUUCAUGAUCACGUAAUUCAUUCUCAUAUUCAAUGAUAAGCUUGGGACAGGUGGAUGUGCCUGUUUAUGCAGCAGGAACUGGUGUUAAACCUGCAGAAAUAGCUAGGCAAGGUCUAGAAGAGGCCAAAAGGAAGAAUAUGGAUGUGGUCAUAGUGGACACAGCUGGAAGACUUCAGGUUUGGUAGAGGGAACUAGAAGCUCAUCUUAAAUUCAGAUCGUGACAUAUUUGAAGAGAGAACCGAGGUUGAUUUGAAGGACAAGUGGAGAAAUAUGAUACAUUACUGACUCUUAAAAAAAGAAGAUGGUCUGCAGUUUGUAUUAUAG
Messenger RNA from Camellia sinensis, 1288 nucleotides. Lineage: Eukaryota; Viridiplantae; Streptophyta; Magnoliopsida; Ericales; Theaceae. The record is from RefSeq and is a predicted model, not a curated record.